Molecule: messenger RNA, 1449 nt
Organism: Adineta ricciae
Lineage: Eukaryota; Metazoa; Rotifera; Eurotatoria; Adinetida; Adinetidae
Source: the annotation of a GenBank genome assembly
AUGCUUUCAUCAAAUGAAACGAGUAGUUGUAUAAACACAGGAGAUACAACAUGGGUUUUAAUAUCAUCAAUCUUAGUUCUAUCAAUGAUGCCAGCUUUAGCGUUUUUUGAAGCUGGUUUAUUAAAAAGCAUCAACACAGUUUCAUUAGUCACUCAAAUCAUUGGUGGAACAUCAAUUUUGUCCGUAAUGUGGCAUUUAAUUGGUUAUACAUUAGUUUUUGGACAUACAUAUGCAGGUGUGAUUGGAAGUUUUAGUAAUAUUUUAAUGUUAGAUGUUCCAUAUGAUGAUUGUAGUCGACAUUCGCCAAAUAUUCCUGCUGCUUUAUUUGGAUUUUUCGAAAUGAUGUUUGCGGCUAUUUCACCUUUGUUGAUUACAGGUGCAUUUGCUGAAAGACUUUGUUAUAAAGCAUUUAUUCUAUUUAUUAUUGGUUGGGAAUUGUUUAUUUAUUAUCCAGUUGCACAUUGGAUUUGGGGAGAUGGAUGGUUAAAUAAAAAUUUUGAAGUUCAAGAUUUUGCAGGUGGAAUAGUCAUUCAUACAACAUCAGGUGUUUCGGCAUUGAUUUGUGGAGUUAUUUUAGGACAACGAAAAGAUUUCGAUAAAUACAAUGGUGAAUUUCCUCCAUCAAAUUUACCUUUAGCUGCACUUGGCGGUGCUUUAUUAUGGACAUCUUGGUUUGGAUUUAAUGCGGGUAGUGCUCUUCAAAGUGGUGCUUUGGCUGUUUCAACUGUUGUUACAACACAACGAGCUGCAGUGACAAGUGGUGUCGUUUGGCUCAUUAUUUCAUGGAUAAGACAUAAACCAUCAGCUACAGCUGUUCUUAAUGGUGUUAUUGCCGGUUUAGCGGGUAUUACACCUGCAUCGGGAUAUAUUGAUCCACAAUAUGGAGCUGUUAUUGGAGUUAUCUUAGGUUUCGCUUCAUAUCUGAGUAUUUUUCUUUUCAAACAUAAAUUACGUAUUGAUGAUGCAUUAGAUGUUUCAAGUGUUCAUGGUAUAACAGGAAUUGUUGGUUCAUUGGCAAUUGGAUUUUUUGGCCAAAAAUCCUUUAAUGAAGAUGGACGUGAUGGAUUAUUUUUUGGUUCUCAUAGUCCUUAUUUACUUGGUGUACAAGCAAUGGCUGUUGUUGUUACAGGUUCAUGGUCAGCUAUUAUUACAAUUAUUUUAUUAAAAUUAAUUGAUAAAUCAGUUGGAUUAAAAGUUUCAUUUGAUGAUGAAAUCGGUUUAGAUGAAGGAGAACAUGGUGAACAAGCGUAUGAAUGGAGAAAUUCAAUUAUUGAACCACAAAUAACUGAACAACAAAUUCAUUCUAUUAUUCGUGGUUCUGUUUCACAUCACAUUCAACAAGAACAAAGAAGAUUAUCAUUGAUUGCACCGCCAACGAUGACAAAUCCUUCGUUAAAUCGAAGAAUUAAUGUUGUUCAUCAAACUUCAAAAUUAGAAGAAACUUUAUAG